Molecule: messenger RNA, 1470 nt
Organism: Sitodiplosis mosellana (orange wheat blossom midge)
Lineage: Eukaryota; Metazoa; Arthropoda; Insecta; Diptera; Cecidomyiidae
Product: phosphatidylinositol 4-phosphate 5-kinase type-1 alpha-like
Exons: 8
Biological process (GO): phosphatidylinositol metabolic process
Molecular function (GO): phosphatidylinositol kinase activity
Source: RefSeq, a predicted model, not a curated record
GUAAAUGGUGGUCUAAAUGCGGCAGAUGAACACGUUGUUCACAGUCUUAGCUGCGAAAAAUACGAUCCUAAGCAGAAAUUGGGCUAUCGGACUGUUAGUAAUGGUAACGGUAGUGAGAUAACAUUCAAGAAAAUGCAUUCGUCACAUAUUAUGGACUCCAUUCAGAUAGCAAUUCUACAUACUGUUUGUACGUCAGUACUCAAACCAAAAGAAGACCUGUUGAUGAACGAUUUUGGGAAUUUCGAAACCAUAUUAUUCCCACCGGAAGGUUCAUCGCUAACGCCUGCACACCAUUAUGAUAGGUUUAGAUUUAAGGACUAUGCUCCCACUGCAUUCAGAUACUUUCGUGGAAUAUUCGGUAUCCAACCGGAUGAUUUUGUGACGUCUUUGUGUUCAGCACCGUUGCGGGAAAUGUCGAUCAAUGCUAAAUCUGGUUCAUUAUUCUACUUAACCAUUGACAAUGAGUUCAUUAUUAAAACCGUACAACAAAAAGAGGCUGAAUUCUUACAAAAAAUAUUACCCGGAUACUACAUGAAUAUAAAUCAAAAUCCACGUACAUUCCUUCCCAAAUUCUUCGGCUUAUAUGAUUUUCAGUACAAUAUCAAAAAUUUCCGUAUAGUUGUAAUGAACAAUCUGUUGCCAUCAUCCGUAGAAAUACAUCAGAAAUACGAUCUGAAGGGUUCCAUAAUCAAACGAAAGCUCAAUGCAGAAGAACGUGCCAAAUCAUCGCCAACAUACAAAGAUUUAGAUUUUAUUGAACAACAUCCGAACGGUAUAUUCCUCGAAUCGGAUACGUACGAUGCAUUGGUGAAUGCGAUACAUCGUGAUUGUCGUGUACUGGAAUCAUUCGAAAUUUUUGACUACUCAUUGCUGGUUGGUGUACAUAAUUUAGAUUUAGCAAUUAGAGAAAAACAGGAAAAAACAAAUCGACCAUCGCACGUGAUGCCCGACCUAAGUACCAUUUCACAUAAGCAUCAUGAUCCGCUUGACAGACUUGGCGGAAUUCCAGCGCGCAAUGGAAAUGGCGAACGAUUACUACUAUUCAUCGGCAUAAUUGAUGUAUUACAAUCGUACCGUUUGAAGAGAAAACUAGAGCAUGCAUACAAAAGUAUUGCUCAUGAUGGGGAUACGGUUUCCGUGUGUCGACCAUCAUUCUACGCUCAGCGCUUUCAGGAUUUCAUGACCAAAACAGUUUUUAAGAAAAUGCCAUCGGAUAAUUUGGGUAACGUCCCCCAAAUCAAUAGCUCAGCAAAUAAAAAGCUCAUCAAAAAGGGAGCCAAAAUUGAUUCGACAAAAAAACUCAAGCAGCAACUUCUUCGUUCUUUGGCUAUAAAUGGUUAUGCGGAUGUUGCUGAAAAGCUCAUCAGCAAUGGACUCAAAAUUGAACCUGCAGACAAUCAUGUCUCUUCUCAUUUAGCUACUGAGAAUGGUCACGAAGAGCUGGCCAAAGAUCUCAAAAGUUCAAUUUAA